Molecule: messenger RNA, 377 nt
Organism: Bursaphelenchus xylophilus (pine wood nematode)
Lineage: Eukaryota; Metazoa; Nematoda; Chromadorea; Rhabditida; Aphelenchoididae
Source: the annotation of a GenBank genome assembly
AUGGCUGUGAACAAUGCAUUCAUUACGAGAUAUAACACAUUUUUUGGGGCUUUGGUAGUUCAGCCCCCAGGAAAGGUAAGUUCAAACCCCCACUGUUUUGUCCAUUUUACACCCCCAUAAUGAAAAAUUUAGAAUAUUACAAAAAAUGCAAAUUAGGGUAAAACGACCCCCGGCGUUUUAGCUCAAAACCCCAGUUGCCGUCCAAAUUCGUUCUUGUAGUUCAGGCAACGCUGACCGUAGCCGAGAGAACCCAAUUCCGAGUAGGAGCUUCAGAUUGGAUGAAGGGGUUUAUGCUGGGUCCAGGGGGGCUGAAUGAGCGAGUGCAGAGAGCGCAAGCUCUCUGCACCAAUCUCGUCGCUGAAGUGGAAAGCAAUUAG